CACUCUCUUUUCUCCUGCAGUCACUGUUUUAACUCUCUCCUUCUCUUCAAUGGCUACAGACAACAAAUCAAGGCCGAAAGCUACCAACAAAACAAAGAACAAGCAACGUUAUCGUCCCAACAAUAAAACAGUGAAGAAAGGUGGAUACCCUUUAAGGCCAGGAGUACAAGGGUUUUAUAUAACAUGUGAUGGUGGAAGAGAAAGACAAGCCUCUCAAGAAGCUGUUAAUGUUAUUGACUCUUUUUACGAUGAGCUGGUACAGGGGACAGGUUCAAGUUUAGGACAUGGAGAAUUAUCAGAAGAACCUAAAAACAAAAAGAUUGUUUUCACAUAUUCUGAUUCAUCUAGUAGUGAUGAUGAUGAUGGUGGUGAAGGUGAUGAAGACAAAGGAAAUGAUGAGAACCAGACCAAGGAGGAGACAUCAAAAAUUGAGCAGAAUCAGGAGAAAACUGAUGAAGAAAUAGGCAGCUUGAAAAAUGGUGGAUCAGGGCCUGAAAACAAGGACAACACCUCUGCCGAUGAGCUAAUACAAGGAAAUGCUGAUAAGAAAGAGGAGCUAGAGACAACUCAUAAACAGAAAGAUAGUGAAGUGGGGGAGCCACCCUCAAAGAAACAAUGUGUGGAAAGAGAAGCACCAAAAGCUGGAAAUAUUGUUGUUGGUAAGACAGAGGAGAAAUCUGUUGAUAAACUAAUUGAAGCUGAGCUUGCUGAGUUGGGAGACAAAAGUAAGAGGCGUUUUAACUACCUCGACUCAGGUUGCAAUGGUGUUGUUUUUGUUCAAAUGCGCAAGAAAGAUGGAGAUCCCAACCCUAAGGAAAUCAUUCAACAUAUGAUGUCCUCUCUUGCCUCGAUGAAGAGACACGUAUCAAGGUUCAUAUUGAGAGUGUUACCAAUUGAAGUAACAUGUUAUGCAUCAGAGGAGGAAAUUGGAAGAGCAAUAAAGCCUCUUGUUGAACAGUACUUACCUGCUGAAACUGACACUCCAAAAAAGUUUGCAGUGCUUUAUGAAGCUCGAGCAAAUACUGGAAUUAAUAAGAUGAAAAUCAUUGAUACAGUGGCUAAAUCUGUUCCUUCACCUCACAAAGUUGAUCUUAGCAACCCUGAGAUAAACAUAGUGGUUCAGAUAGUCAAGACUGUAUGCUUGCUUGGAGUUGUUGAAAAGUACAAGGAAUUGUCCAAGUAUAACUUGAGGCAGCUUACCUCGAAGAAUUAAUUCUACUCAAACAUCAUAUAGUCUUUUGGAACAAUCAUCGAGAUCGAAGAGAAUUCUGUUGGGUGCUUUAGAUCUGCCAUGUUUAGCUUUUCAACUCCUUAGAGAACCCUUGAGGAGAUUUAUGCGUUCAACGAUCAAUGUAUUAUAGAAUUAUAAUGCAGAGGUCUUUUCAAGUCUUGUUGGAACCGUCUGUUAAAAGAGUUAUGUUUUUAGCUUGAACUUCUGGUAAUAAUUAACAUGGUUUUAGCAUUUGCUGGCUUUACCGUAUUAAUCAAAGUAAUGUUUUUAACUA
Nicotiana tabacum (common tobacco) is the source of this 1505-nucleotide messenger RNA. RefSeq lists its product as uncharacterized. Gene Ontology annotation, molecular function: RNA binding. The record is from RefSeq and is a predicted model, not a curated record. Gene Ontology annotation, biological process: tRNA modification. Lineage: Eukaryota; Viridiplantae; Streptophyta; Magnoliopsida; Solanales; Solanaceae.